Lycium barbarum (goji berry) is the source of this 426-nucleotide messenger RNA. RefSeq lists its product as uncharacterized. The coding region runs from base 1 to 426 and encodes 141 amino acids. Lineage: Eukaryota; Viridiplantae; Streptophyta; Magnoliopsida; Solanales; Solanaceae. The transcript has a single exon. The record is from RefSeq and is a predicted model, not a curated record.
AUGACAAGGUUAAUUCCGCCAACUUGGUAUGGGAUUGGCGCAACAAAAUUUCUAGAUUACCUGAAUCAUGGAAAGCUACCGGAGGUCCCGAAAGCUUUGAGGGCUUUGCAGGCAAAGGCUGUCUGGUAUUGUGUCGUUGAUGGUCUGUUACAUCGGAGGUGUUUCUUUAGUCCAAUGGCAAGAUGUGUGGGGCCCGAAGAGACUGACUACGUGAUAAGGGCAGUCCAUGAAGGGAUUUGCGGUAAUCAUUCUGGCGUAGAGUCUCUCUCACUAAGAAGCUACUCGGGGCCGGAUAUUAAUGGUCCAGAAUGGAGGAAGAUGCGAAGGCCUUCAUCCGGAGAUGUGACAAAUGCCAGCGAUAUGCUCAGAUGUUGCACCAGCCAGGCGAAGAAUUGCUCCCAGUUGUAUCCCAUUGGCCAUUCAUGA